UUACUCGUGUCUUCCUGUUCCAGCUUGCCUGUUGGAGCAUUUAACAGCCGGCAACGUCUCAGCGCGGAUUUACACACUUUGUUAAUUGUUAAAAUUAUUAUAUUUUGUUUUAUUUAUUAAUUGUUUAGUAAAUAAUAAACAAUGGCCGACAACAAAGAAAGAACUUUCAUCAUGAUCAAACCCGACGGUGUCCAACGUGGACUCGUUGGUAAAAUUAUCCAGCGUUUUGAAGAAAAAGGCUUCAAACUCGUGGCCAUGAAGAUGGUUUGGCCAACUGAGGAGUUGCUGAAAAAACACUACGCUGACUUGGCUGCCAGACCAUUCUUCCCCGGCUUAGUUAAAUACAUGAGCUCAGGCCCAGUUGUCCCAAUGGUGUGGGAAGGUCUUGACUCCGUUAAGACUGGUCGCAAAAUGUUGGGAGAGACUAACCCCAAGGACUCUGCACCAGGAACCAUCCGCGGAGACUUUUGUAUCCAGGUUGGACGCAACAUCAUCCACGGAUCUGAUUCAGUCGAGUCAGCCAAGCACGAAAUUGGUCUCUGGUUCCCAGAAGACAAGAAAGAAGGUGUUAUUGACUGGGCUUCCUGGGCUGAGAAAUGGAUCUAUGAAUAAGCUCCAAAAUUCGUUAAGAUUCUUGGCAUGUGUUGAGCAGUACACUAUCACUGCCUUUUGAUUAAAAUUUUAAUAAAUAAAUGAAUGAUUCCAUUCCUUAAAA
This is a messenger RNA of Cotesia glomerata, 715 nucleotides long. RefSeq names its product nucleoside diphosphate kinase (gene awd). The record is from RefSeq and is a predicted model, not a curated record. The coding region runs from base 142 to 612 and encodes 156 amino acids. The transcript has 3 exons. Gene Ontology annotation, biological process: CTP biosynthetic process; UTP biosynthetic process; GTP biosynthetic process. Lineage: Eukaryota; Metazoa; Arthropoda; Insecta; Hymenoptera; Braconidae. Gene Ontology annotation, molecular function: nucleoside diphosphate kinase activity.